UCUGUACGAGAACAACUUGUUCUUGUUAAAUUGUAAAGCUAAUUUCUGUUAUUCUAUAUAUAUAUUAUAUAAAUAUUUGGUACUAUAUUUUAUAUUUCACAACACAAUUUCAUUAAUAUGAGUAAAGAUCAUGUAUUUUAUAAUUAAUAUAGAGAUUUAAUAUUUUUCAUCUAAAUUGAAAUAACGCAUUGAACAUCUCCAAGGGGAUUUCAUCGUUCUCGCAAGGUGAAAACCCAAACCCAGCCAAAAAUUGCUCCCAGCCCAUUGAUUUUUUUCGUUUCUCUGUCGAUUAUUUGAUUCCCCGUCUCUGUAAUUUUUUCAAUUAGGUUUCGAUUAUGUUCAAACCAAGCUCCGGCGAAUCGUGUCAAUUAGGUUUCGAUUCUGUUCAAACCAAGCUCCGGCGAAUCGUGUCAAUUAGGUUUCGAUUCUGUUCAAACCAAGCUCCGGCGAAUUGUCUCCGGCCGCGAACAGCUCAAAAUCGCCUUCGAUUCGCUCCAUUACCAGAUUAGAACUGGUUUGCUCGAGUGGAAAUCAGUGAGCAUACAUCACAAUUGGACCACAAACAUCUAAAAUUUCUGUUUCCAGGUUAGGUUUAUUUUAUGGUUUAAUAAUAUGUAUAUAUGUGCAUUCAUAGAGAUCUUCAAAUUCGGGAUUUAUUGUUGAAGCACAUUUAUGAUAUUUAUUUCUUUUAUUUUUGUGGGAAAAUGAAAAGGGGGAUAUGGUUGGCCAUAUUGAGUUAUACAAAUUAACACGGUGUAGAUCCGAAGAUGAGUUCGAUGAAGGGUGUUGAGUUAAUGAAGGUGCAAAAGAAAAAUAUGUAAGAUUUAUUACUAUUUGUUUUAGUUAUCCUGUGACUCGCUGUGAUUAGUUCCUAUAAAUAAUCAUUUUUUUAUUAUAGUACAAAAUGUUGGAGCUUCAGAACAAGAAACUUGAUGAAGGAGAACUUAUAGUGGAUGAAGAGAACAUAUGUGGUGAAGUUUUAGGGUUUAAAUCUGGUUAUAUUCGUCGUAGAGGAGCUGGACCUAAACCAAAAAGAUUCUUGCCAAAUCAAAAUUAUGGGAAGGAGUUGGAAGAGGCCAAGAUAAAUGCCAAGUUAGCUCAGGUACGAGCUGAGGAAGCUGCGCACAAAGUUAUGGUACUUUUUGAUAAAUUGGAUAAGCAACAAACUUUAAUCCAAGAGUUUAAAGAAGGGUUAAUUGCAACACAAAAGACAAUGGUGGAAGGUCAAAGGUCAACGACAGAGAUGAUGUCUUUUUUUGAUCAAUUUCGUCGAAUGAGUCAGUUUCCAACUAUGUCUCCAUGGUUUUCUGCACCUCCAAACCAAAAUCAACAUAACAUGCAAGGUUUUAUGCAUGGAAUCGGCUCACAGAAAGUUCAAAAUUCUUGUAAAGACUCUGAUGCUUUUUCGAACGAACGUGAGCUACGAGAUUUAUUUCGAGAAGUAGGCAAGUAUCCCGUGCCUACUUCAUUUUGACAGAGGGGUUGAUAUUUCAGGUAUUGUAUACAAAUUUUCUUCUUCUUUAUUUUUAUUUAUGUGAUCUGAUUUAGGUUUUUCAUUGUUCAACAGAAGGAAGUUGACAAUGUUAAUAAAAGAAAAUUACAACAGAAGGAGAAUACAUAUUGAUAGGUGCUUUUGCAUAUUACCUCAAUUUUGACUAUUUUCAUGUACAAGAUUCUGCAUAUCAGCUACUCUGCUUAUCUCACUAUUAGAUUAUAUUUUUUUACAGGUUUAUUAUACAAAAAUUCUUUGCAAGGUGAACGUAGAAAGAUGAUUAUGACUUGAGUUGUUGCUGAAUUUUAUGGAAAUUUGUGUUUAAUAUAGUUUGGUUUACUAUUGAUUGUAUUGUUCCCGUCUGAUUAUAGUUAGUAGUAUUAGUUAGGUUUAUUAUUGAAUAACAUUGUACUAUUUUUUUUUUCUACGAAUUAAGAAAAAUAUCUUUCGUAUAUGUGUUAUAUUUUUUAUGUUG
Molecule: messenger RNA, 1967 nt
Organism: Erythranthe guttata (spotted monkey flower)
Lineage: Eukaryota; Viridiplantae; Streptophyta; Magnoliopsida; Lamiales; Phrymaceae
Source: RefSeq, a predicted model, not a curated record